AUGGAUCAUCCAAAAGAGUCUUCAUUAAAAAUGAUGCUCACUCCCAACAGUUGGUUUGGCUCAAAUUAUAAAGAUUCCAGGUCAACUUCAAUUGAAAUUUCCGAACUUCACAAGUAUCAUGUUUUUAUUCCCGCGAUCAUUAGUUACGAUACUUCCCCUUCAAAUUGCUAUAUUGAAUAUGAAAAUACUGGAACUAUUCUUCAUGAAUAUAAAGUACCUGUUGAGAUUGGAAUAAAGUAUAGCUGGAUUUAUUUUAUAGCUGAUCAAUUAGAACUUUUACAUGCUAACGGAUACAAGCAUCGUAAAGUCAGUUCUUCCUCAAUAAGAAUCGAUACAAAUAAUUUUCCACAUUUAGCAGAAUAUGAAGAAGCAGCAAAAGUUAUACCGUAUUCAUCUUCGAAUUUUCAUGGAUCUGGCAUGUAUUCAGCUCCCGAAGUUUUGGAAAGCGCUAAUUACACUCCUAAAUCCGAUAUUUAUUCUCUCGGAUGCCUUUUCUACUUUAUUUUUACGCGAAACGAGCCAUUUUCGAGGGUUGAACGCCUUUAUAAACAUCUUAUGUUAAAAAUAGAUACAUUUGAAGGGGCUUUAAAUUCAAUAACUAUAAUUGAACAAAAUAUGGAUAGUUCUGAUUGCUAUAACGAAUGCGACGUUAUUAUCGAAGCUUUGAAAAUACUUGAAAAUUCGGGAAUUCCAAAAAUCUCAAAACCUCUUGAAGAUAAAAACUAUGCACUAAAUGACUUGAUAGAUGACUUGACAGAUGACAACACAAAUACCUUCAGAUUCCUUAAAGAGCUAAAAACGAUGUUUUCAAAUGCUCUUCAAUACGUUAAGGAUUCUUAUGAAAAAAAAAUGAAGAAGAUAUGCAAAGAAGAGAGUUCUUCGUGUGUUACUGAAGAUUACCCACUUAAAGACAUUGCUAUUCAAUGUUUGGCAACUAAUCCGGAAUCCAGACCAAAUGCAGGCGAAAUCAAGAAAAUGAUUCUUGAAGAGGCUGAGAAGUUGCAUGAGGAUCAAAGAGCUGUUUUUAAUUUGCAAAUACAGAAAGGUUAUCUUAAAAUUGCCGAGAAUUUAAUCAAUCACAAUGAAUACGAUUUGGCAAUAGAGAAACUCAGUAAGAUAAAUCUCAAAGAAUUGAUCCCCGAAUACGAGAGAUUAAGAAGUUUAAUUCCAUAA
This is a messenger RNA of Trichomonas vaginalis G3, 1173 nucleotides long. Its product is annotated as mitogen-activated protein kinase kinase kinase 20-related family. Gene Ontology annotation, molecular function: protein kinase activity; ATP binding. Bases 1 to 1173 code for a protein of 390 amino acids. Gene Ontology annotation, biological process: protein phosphorylation. The transcript has a single exon. NCBI's taxonomy places the organism in Eukaryota, Parabasalia, Trichomonadida, Trichomonadidae. The record is from RefSeq and is a predicted model, not a curated record.